This is a messenger RNA of Serpula lacrymans var. lacrymans S7.9, 792 nucleotides long. RefSeq lists its product as uncharacterized. The annotation marks the transcript as partial. The transcript is spliced from 5 exons. Lineage: Eukaryota; Fungi; Basidiomycota; Agaricomycetes; Boletales; Serpulaceae. The record is from RefSeq and is a predicted model, not a curated record.
GGAUUCGAGGACGAUAUGUUCGUUUUGAACGCGGAUUGGGAGCGGAAAAAGGUGCCAGGUGCGAUAGGUGAUCUCAUGAGGGACUUGAUGACACUUGGAAAGUCCAAGGACGAUGAAGAGGAUGAACCAAAAGAAGAGCCACUUGAGGAGCGAAAACUGGAAUACGUUCAUCUGUCUACUGGUGAGGAACCUCGUUCGCAGACGUCAAUAAAUAAAUCAAUAUCUACCUUCCUCUCGCAAAACCGCGCUCGAAACGACGCGUCCAACCGCGCAGAAUUUCUGGAGUCUCUUUCACAGAAGCGACGGCGGCUGAAUCCCGACGCAGAAGCUUCCUCGUCGUCCGAGUCGAUCCCUUCUUGUGCACGAACAGAUGCGAAGGAAAUAAACAGGGACUUGCAGAUGAAGUAUGAUAUUGCGAAGAACGAAGAAGGACCGCUUCGUAGGACUAUGAAGGCUGCCAGUGCACCCGCUACGACUGGACGACAACAAACCCAGCCGAUCACAGGCACUCUGUCAGAGGAAUACUUGUCCGAACGACAUCCUGGUCUCGACGAACGGUUGAAGAAUAUUGAGACGCAUCUUGCUGUUCGCUAUGUACCGUCUGCACCCCGUACUCUUCUCUCACGACUAAAUUUUCUAGAAGAUCAUCUUAUACAUUUGGAAAAGGAGUACCCACCGUGGGCAGCUUUGCAUUUCAAUCAACCAAACCGUGGGUGGCCACCACCACCCCGCCUGACCCCAAUCAUCGUUCCCUCACAUAUCACCGAUCGGUCCAGCGCCACCACUACAUCC